Molecule: messenger RNA, 7778 nt
Organism: Hyaena hyaena (striped hyena)
Lineage: Eukaryota; Metazoa; Chordata; Mammalia; Carnivora; Hyaenidae
Gene: SFMBT2
Product: Scm like with four mbt domains 2
Exons: 21
Coding region: 758-3442 (894 amino acids)
Biological process (GO): regulation of DNA-templated transcription
Cellular component (GO): nucleus
Molecular function (GO): transcription corepressor activity; histone binding
Source: RefSeq, a predicted model, not a curated record
CUUCCUUGUGGGAAGGAGCGGGAGGAGGGAGGGACGGAGACGCGCGGCAGGAGCCCGGCGGACCACCGCCCCGGAACCGGGGCCAGGGCUGCGGCUCCGGGCUCGGGGCCCCUCCCGCGUAAAAGCCGAGGGAGGUGCCCGGGGACGCGCGGCUGGUGGCCGUGCGGGGCGAUCUGCACCUCCCGGGGCGUCCGGCCUUGACGGCAGCUCUGGUGUCCGAGGCCGGAGACUGCGCCUGCAAGCCUGCGAGACCGUUCCCAAACUUCUGGAGAUCCGCUUGCAGUUUCGCUUUCGGAAUUUUCGGCAUCUUUGGGUUUGCAGAGUUGGGUGGGAUUCCGGGAAGAGCACGGCGCCUGGGCUGGCCGUGCGGAUGCUCCUUCCCCUUUCGCGGGCAGGAGUCCGACUUCCCACCACCCCCAGCGUCCCCUCCUUGGCGCCCCCCGACACCGCCGGCGCGCCCCGAGGUCUGGGGCGCCCAGCCCCGCGCGCAGUCCCCGCGUUUCGUCGGCUCCGGCGGCGCGGUCGUGGCGGAUCCGUGCCCGCUGGUGGGAAACCGCUUUCGACCAGGGCAGACCCUGCCUGAAUCCGGAUCCAUCGCGCUGCCCUCUGCUUUCCCGCGCCCCUCCACCCUCCCCACCGAGGCCAAGGGACUUGAGGGACCGAUUGGCGUGUCUACACCAAGCAAGUGGAUCCAGGUGUCGCCAGGUAAUUCUUCCUGGAGGAUGCAUUAGGAGAAGAGGACCCUUACUCGUUAGGCAUGGAGAGCAGUUUUUCAGUUUCCAACAUGCAAGACCCAUCCGCUUCACCCCUGGAGAAACAGCAGAGCUCAGCGAAUGGUAGUGGAGGUCUCGAUUCAGAAGAAGGUUCAAGCCUGGAGGAGAUUGGCUUUAACUGGGGAGAGUAUCUGGAAGAAACGGGAGCCAGUGCAGCGCCUCACACGUCGUUCAAACAUGUUGAAAUCAGCCUCCAGAGCAACUUCCAGCCGGGGAUGAAGCUGGAAGUGGCCAACAAGAACGACCCGGACACGUACUGGGUGGCUACGGUCAUCACCACGUGCGGACAGCUGCUGCUCCUGCGCUAUUGCGGCUACGGCGAGGACCGCCGCGCCGACUUCUGGUGUGACGUGGUGAUCGCCGACCUGCACCCCGUGGGGUGGUGCACGCAGAACAACAAAGCCUUGAUGCCCCCCGAGGCAAUCAAGGAGAAGUACACAGACUGGACAGAGUUCCUCAUUCGGGAUUUGACUGGCUCCCGGACGGCGCCCGCCAGCCUCCUGGAAGGUCCUCUGCGAGGGAAAGACCCUAUAGACCUCAUUACAGUUGAUUCCUUAAUAGAACUUCAGGAUUCUCAGGACCCUUUUCAGUACUGGAUAGUUAGUGUGAUUGAAAAUGUUGGAGGAAGAUUACGCCUUCGCUAUGUGGGAUUGGAGGACACUGAAUCCUAUGACCAGUGGUUGUUUUACUUGGAUUACAGACUUCGACCAGUUGGUUGGUGUCAAGAGAAUAAAUACAGAAUGGACCCACCUUCAGAAAUCUAUCCUUUGAAGAUGGCCUCUGAGUGGAAGUGUGCUCUGGAAAAAUCCGUUAUUGAUGCCGGAAAGUCUCCUCUGCCGAUGGAAGUGUUUAAGGAUCACGCAGAUCUGAGAAGCCAUUUCUUCACGGUCGGGAUGAAGCUCGAAACAGUGAAUUUGAGCGAGCCCUUCCACAUCUGUCCCGCGUCUGUGACCAAGGUUUUUAACAAUCAUUUUUUCCAAGUGACCAUUGAUGACCUAAGACCAGAACCUAGUAAACUCUCGAUGCUGUGCCAUGCGGAUUCUUUGGGGAUUUUACCUGUACAAUGGUGCCUUAAAAAUGGAGUCAAUCUCACACCUCCCAAAGGUUACCCUGGCCAGGACUUCGACUGGGCAGAUUAUCACAAGCAGCACAGCACGGAGGAGGCGCCGCCCUUCUGCUUCAGAAACACAUCGUUCAGUCGGGGUUUCACCAAGAACAUGAAACUGGAAGCUGUGAACCCCCGGAACCCAGGAGAGCUCUGCGUGGCCUCCGUGGUCAGCGUGAAGGGAAGGUUGAUGUGGCUUCACCUGGAAGGCCUGCAGACUCCUGCUCCAGAGUUCAUUGUUGACGUGGAAUCCAUGGACAUCUUCCCGGUGGGCUGGUGUGAGGCGAACUCCUACCCUUUGACCACACCACACAAAACAGUCUCACACAAGAAGAGAAAGAUCGCAGUUGUGCAGCCGGAAAAACAAUUGCCAUCCGCAGUGCCUGUUGAGAAAAUACCUCAUGACCUUUGUUUACUGUCCCCCUUGGACACGGCAGGCCCUGUCAACGGGAAAUACUGCUGUCCUCAGCUUUUUAUCAACCACAGGUGUUUCUCAGGCCCUUACCUGAACAAAGGGAGAAUCGCAGAGCUACCGCAGUCCGUGGGGCCCGGCAAGUGUGUGCUGGUUCUCAAAGAGGUUCUUAGCAUGAUAAUCAAUGCCGCCUACAAGCCGGGAAGGGUUUUACGAGAACUACAGCUGGUGGAAGGUCCACACUGGAAUUUCCAAGAGGAGACGCUGAAGGCAAAGUAUAGAGGCAGAACCUACAGAGCGGUGGCCAAGAUCGUGCGCACGUCCGACCAGGUGGCGGAUUUCUGCCGGCGGGUCUGUGCCAAGCUGGAAUGCUGCCCAAAUUUGUUCAGUCCUGUGCUGGUGUCCGAAAACUGCCCAGAGAACUGUUCCGUUCACACCAAAACCAAGUACACCUAUUAUUAUGGAAAGAGGAAGAAGAUUGUGAAGCCCCCCAUUGGGGAAGCCAGCGGGGAGAGUGGACCCCCGAAGCCGGCCCGACGUAGGAAGCGGCGAAAAUGCAUCUUCGUGCAGAAGAAGCGCAAGUCUUCUGCCGCGGACUUCACCACGGGCUCCGGGGAGGAGAGUGAGGAGGAGGACGCGGACGCCGUGGACGAGGACACGGGGAGCGAGGAAACGGGCUCCGAGCUCCGCGACGACCAGACAGACACCUCCUCCGCCGACGUCCCCUCUGUGCGGCCCCGGAGGGCCGUCACCCUGAGGAGCAGCACGGAGCCCGAGCGCCGGCCGCCCGUGGAGAGGCCGCGCAGGGGCCGGAGGGUGCAGGCUGUCUCCUGCACCGAGGGCGGGGAGCAGGGCCCAGCCGGCGGCCACGACCCUGCAGAGGAAAGCAAGCAAGAGGAGGAGGAGAGGCUGGUUCUGGAGAGCAACCCUCUGGAGUGGACGGUGACGGACGUGGUGCGCUUCAUCAGGCUGACGGACUGCGCGCACUUGGCCAGGAUCUUUCAGGAACAGGACAUUGAUGGCCAAGCACUCCUGUUGCUGACCCUCCCCACGGUGCAGGAGUGCAUGGAGCUGAAGCUGGGGCCCGCCAUCAAGCUCUGCCAUCAGAUCGAGAGGGUGAAGGUGGCUUUUUAUGCCCAGUACGCCAACUGAGGCUGCCCUCUCGGGAGGUGACCUGAUGUCUCGGGGAUGCUGUGGGAUGGGACAUGCACAAAGUAGCACUGAAAAGCAGAAAGUGUGGCUGACCUCCUUCACCCACCAGCCUGUUGAUGUUACCAUGUUUCUGGGCCCACUCGCUACUGCAGCUGUGGCUCCUGGACAGGGCUGGGCGCUGCCAGACACAGAAGAGCUCCUUUGUACGUCUGUGUCUCCCCUUCCUCCCUCCUAAAGCCAGGCAGCUCCCCGCAAAGGCAUUUCCCAAACCACAGCUCACUCUGCUUUGAAGACAAAGAGGCAGUUGGUGUCUUUCUUGGAUGUGCCCAAGGAGGGCGCCCGGCUGGGAGGUUUCCUAUGGUCGUUAUAGAUGCUUCUUGCAUCGCACGGCACACGUGGCUAUCACUGCAUGAGUGCCACCGUGGUGUGCUCUUGGUGGCAACUCAUUUCCCAGACACGCUUGCAGGCCACGUUUCAGGAUGUGGCUACAGAAGGAUGGCUUAGAGCGGCAUCGCCCAUCAGAGGCACCUUCCAGGAAGGAGAGGGUGUGAAGGCAGGUGGGGUGUCGUUGCGAUGAGGCACUUCUUCCUGAGCGACGGACAUCCAGAGCCUGUAGAGAGUCCCGUUUGCAAUCUUUUGUAGAACUUUACGUGUGGCUGAUGUUCUCAUUUAAUCAUGACCGGAUCAGGGAAUGACUCUUUUAGUCUGCUGGGAAAUGCUGAGCUGUGGACUGAAGGCAAAGCUUAACUGCAGGAGCAGGAAGAAGCUUCAGGAAUCUUUGAAUAAACCAGCGACAUCCCCUUCAAAGGGUCCUGCAGUGAGUCUCUUGACAAGACUGGCUUCGAGUGCCACUCCGAUGUGUCCGGCCCUGGGACGCGUGAGAAAGUGGGCGUUCCUGACGGGAAACACAGCAGCGACCUGGCCCUGCCCAGCUCUUCCGCCAGCACGGCCACCCAUCAUCUGUGCUCUUGGGUGACCUCGUCCCCAUCCCACUCCAGCUGAGAGUCCCGAUCCGCUGACACAAGACGCACACAGUAGGUGAGGAAGAAGCGCAUGUCCACUAUGUUGACUGCUUCCUGGCCGGAGGCUGCUGGUUUCUGGGACGAUUUUCGUCAAAUCGCCUAAGUCACUUGAAGAGAGAUCUCUGGCUCUGAGGACUGGCAGGUUUUUGGUAACCGGCACCUCAUGUGCGUGUGCCCCUGAGGGACCCAGUAUGUUCACUCAAGCCCAAAUGGACUGCUCCCCCCACCGCACCCCCCAUCCCCGCUGUGGCAGGUGUCCAAAUGCCUUUCAGAACGUGCUCAAGGAAAACUAAGCCUUCAGACUUAUCCGGAGGCGGACACCAGAAGCAGAGGCCACAUGCCCUUUGGUUUCUCUUUUUUACCCUCCUUCCUCCAUGUUUGCUCCUCGAUUCGAGUCUCGGCAACUGGACAAACAUGUCGCGGGCUCGUUAGCCGUCGUGUUGCAGCUACGUUGUUAAGGCACGAUUUUCUGAUUUUGCAGUUUGGUUACCGCUGCUGACUGUUCUUAGCAUUCUGUCCUAUUCACCGAGGCAGAUGGGAGACUUACUUUGCAGGUGACUUUUUGCUCUGUCCCCACAGCUGAUUUCCACCACCACAUUUUAAGCGUUUGGCAUGUGGGUCUGCCCGGGGCCCCUGAUGGAAGGGCCCGUGUCCUAACCUGGUGCCUGGUGGUGGUGUCAGGAUGGAGGCGUCCGAGGUGCCUGCCGCCCGGCCUCUCUCCCCUGGGCUCGAGACUCAGCCUCCUCUCAGUUCCCCACCCCUGCCUUCUCAGCCACAUACUUCCAGCCUUAAACGCUCAGCCUCGUGGUGUCCGUUGGAAAGGGUGUCCACCGCGGGGUCACCGUUGCCACGCUGACUCACUUAGGAUCCUUCGCCCUGGCCUUCCGAGCUGAGCUAUUCCCAUUAUAUUUGAAACGAAGGGAUGUGGUGGCUGCAGUGUGUCUUUGUACUUUCGGGACGAAUGUCAACUUCUCAUGCCCUUUCAAGGAAAGGCGCCACGGGAGCAGGCACAUCCUGUGGGUGUCUCUGGACCCCCACUCCCCUCCCCCAUGCCUCACCUUCAGGAGCCAGAAGGUCCUCCCGCAGACAGCCCGGGCAGGACAUGGCCACCAUUGCUGGGGGAGCCUCCAGCUUCCCGACAGGUCAGAUGCCCAACACGCUCCUCGUCCUCAGUCCCUCUUAGUGCGGCGAUCUGUCACCCACCGCGGUUCUGCAUGAAACAGUAAGGAAGAUGUGGCUGGGGCCACAGGUAGAAGACACAGCCCUUGGAGGACUGUCACAGAGGUCGUGUCUGGGCCACCCCCUGGCCCUGUCGAGAGCCAAGGAACAUUUUAGGGGCAAGAAGAUGCUUCUGCUCUGAGUGCUGCCCACGUGCUCUUGAGCUUGCUGCUUUGGGGAUUUCCAGUGGUGGGCGUGUCCCACAUCAGUCGCCAUUUGGUUCCAGAAGGUAAGGCGCCCAUUUCUCGUCUCUGUAGGAUUUACCCACACCAGCUUCUGUCUUACAACUGGGGCCAGUUUCCAGAGAACAUUUUACACCAUGUCGUUACUGUGUCUCCAGCGGCAGGUGGUGCUGACUUUGCACCUCUUCCCCACAUAUCACCGGGGCCCACGCCCAACGGUUCUUGGUCGAAACACCAACAGGUGACACCCCUCCCUCCCUUCUCCAGCCCCAGAUGCUACAGUGUCCACUCUGUCUCUUUGAUAAUACGUUGGGACCAAAGCCCUGCCCGCUGUGUACCGAGGUCCUGCAUUACAUCCCGGAGGUGCCGAGAAGCUUGUGUCGCCUCCAGGCCACGCGGACACUUUUCAGUCUGUACAGCGUGGAUGACUGGAGAAGCAGAAAUGGCCACCGUGUCUUUAAUGGUGAAAGUCACCACACGAUCCCAUCCAAAAACGAAUGGACUUGGUUCAGCCCCUGCCUUCCUGACUGCGUCUGCACUGUGUUAGGAAGCCGUCCCCUCCCACGACCGUGUAAACCUAACAGGAGUAGGGUAUGGCUGGCAUAGCGGGCAAACCUCUUUGCUUUUGAAAAAAUUAGGAAAAGAUAAAAUAAGAAACCACCAAAAAAACCCAAAAAACAAAAAAACAGAAACCAGUUUCCUUCGCCGCAAAGUUGCAUCAUACAGAGAACUCACCCGUCACCUUUAAAAGUAGGUUCAUCUGAUCAAAGUUUGACUCACACGCAGCGUUGGAGCUGCACGGCUUCUCGGUUGCUUUACCUUAUUUGAUCCAUGUUUGAAAGAGCGUUUCCUUUGUUUGCUUUGAUUGGUUCCUCGGUAAAUUCAAAUGACCCAAGCCUUUGCCCCCGGCCUCUCUGACCCUUCCCAUGAUCUCCAGAGACUUGAUUUGGCUCAGUCUUUGAAGCUCGGUCUGAGCGCCCUAGCUUGCCUCUCAGAAUUUUGAGUGUUGUUACCAGGCAAGUCCUGAGAUUUGCCUUUUAUCUUACGCCAAACACCUUUCUGAGGAGGCGAUCUCCUUUCGUUUUGCAAGCACUGGGGAUUUUCAUACUUCUUUGGUAGAACGCCCAUUUCUGUUGAUUUCUGUACAUAGAACUAUAAAAAGAGUAGGGUUAUAACCUUUGUUGUGGGUUGAGAACUGUUGUCAUUUCUUGGUGAAGGUGGCGACCCUGGAGUCCACGUACUCUGUUCUGUCUUUAGGACGCCGUGAUCGAGUGUGCAAUGAUUUGAAGGGAAACAUAGUAGAUUAAGGUGUCUGUAAUUUUUAAGGAAGAAGUCGUUGAAGACGUGUACAUAACUGCCCGUGUCUUUUGGUGCAAUAACUAAUUGCAAGGGAAAGUUCUGUUUGCAGCCUGAUACUGUCGUGAUUCUCUUAAUCGUCUACCAUUCUUUUCCGUUCAAGAGUCUUCUGGAAACUGCUUUAUUCCCUUUAACUCAGCUGACUAUUUAAGCAGGUUCGCCUGGCUUUUAUCACCAGAAUGGGCUUACAAGUAUCCCAAAACACUGAUGUGAUAGAAUCGAAUCAUGCUAUUUCCCACCCGCUUAAUUUACCCAAGACAUUGUCAUUGUUGACACGUGGCUCUGCUUUGGGUUUUGGUGUAAAGGCAUCUGCAGUUCAGGUGAUAAAAAGAACCAAAACAAUUUCCUGGGCAGGUAGUCUUUCCAUCUUACAGGCUUGUUCUCAAUGGCCAGGAUUCUGCACCGACAAGCAGGUAGGUCUCUUAUAAGCAAGCCAGAAAGCCAGGGCAGCGCUGCGGCUGGACCUGAGGGCCACCCUGAACACAAGGAGAGUUCUGGCCCCAACGUUUGCCGAAAAAGCCACUCGCAGUGGGAAAUUGGAGACCUUUUUUUUUUUUU